Molecule: messenger RNA, 1023 nt
Organism: Heterotrigona itama
Lineage: Eukaryota; Metazoa; Arthropoda; Insecta; Hymenoptera; Apidae
Source: the annotation of a GenBank genome assembly
AUGGAUGGAUGGAUGGAUGGAUGGAUAGAUGAAUGGAUAGACGGAUGGAUGGAUUGGAUGGAUGGAUGCGGACGUACGGAUAGGGGGACGUUGCACACGCAAAAGGGGGAUAUCCAAAUAUCCUCCAAAUAUCCAAAACGUCUUAAAAUUUACGAAUAUAUUUUAGUUUUUUUUACUAAAAUUGCGAGAUUUCAAACAGCAAAUUGUAGCUACUUUUUACGCAUUACGAACUCGUCAGAAACAGCUAACCGACAAUCGGCGAUUGUCGACGAACAAGUGUUCUACGAGCGUGAAAACAUCGACGACUGCGAGUUUCCUGAUUUCUGUCCUGUGACAGUGAGCUCGUCGCUGACGUCCUCUUCGGCCUCGCCGGUCUCCGCUACGAUCCUGAGCGCAGGCGGCUCGUCGCUGGUCAGCGUAGCGGGCACCACCACGAAUCAUCCCCUGGGCGUAGCUGCCGGUCUGUCGAACGCGAGGAUGGCGGUGACCAGCGCGGUGGUUAGGCCGCCAGGCAGCCCAACCACGUCGGUCAGCCCGUCGCAGGGUCAUCCGCCGCCGACGACCGGCGGCCCGGCGCCCACUGGACGGUGUUGCGACACUGGAAGACCGAUUUUCACCGAUCCGCUCACCGGACAGACCGUCUGCUCCUGCCAGUACGAGCUACUCGGCGGUUAUCAGCGACUCGGUGCGCUACCGACGGCCGCCCUCUCCAUGUACAGCGCGCCGUACGCGGCAGCUGCCGCCGCCGCCGCCUCCGAGGGCAUGGCAGCCUAUUUUCCUAGCCUCGGGGCCGAACAGGCGCCCUUCUACACGCCUACGGUGAGUACAUCUAUCUGCCAUUUCUCCCACCUGUGGUUGUUGUUGUCGCCACUAUGAGAUACGAGAUCCUCCUCUGACUGUGUAAAGUACAGUCAUCUUUCGGUCAAAGUUUACAAAUUUUUACAAACCCAGAAAAUAACUUCAGACAGACUUCAAGGGGAAGAUCGUUCUUCAGAAUCUGCAUCGGCAAUUAUAAAAUACUGA